Nannospalax galili (Upper Galilee mountains blind mole rat) is the source of this 1549-nucleotide messenger RNA. It is a transcript of the gene Pinx1, whose product is annotated as PIN2 (TERF1) interacting telomerase inhibitor 1. Gene Ontology annotation, cellular component: nucleolus. The coding region runs from base 421 to 1317 and encodes 298 amino acids. NCBI's taxonomy places the organism in Eukaryota, Metazoa, Chordata, Mammalia, Rodentia, Spalacidae. The record is from RefSeq and is a predicted model, not a curated record. Gene Ontology annotation, molecular function: nucleic acid binding; telomerase inhibitor activity. The transcript is spliced from 8 exons. Gene Ontology annotation, biological process: regulation of ribosome biogenesis.
UCCCGCGCCCCAGUCUCAUUCUCCUGCCCCGCAUGCGAAGUCCUCCCUCGGAAUUCCAGCUUUUUCCUGACCACCUGCCCUUGGUAGACACAGGGAGCCGGCGGCAUGUCGAUGCUGGCCGAGCGGCUCCGGGCUCAGACUGCCCUGCGCCGGCCGUCGGAGCCACCCUGGCCAGGGCCUGCUCUUCCCCGGCUCAAAGAAGACAGGCAGGCGGGAGCCUUCAGACCCGGAACUGCAGCUGUAUUGGACCCAGAAAGGCAAAGGGAUCCAAAGCCUCGACCAGCUGGAAGCUAGUCCGGGGGCAGUGCAGGCUGGUGAACGCUAGAAGAGCCGGGUGGGCCAGGUCGGCGGAAGCAGAAAUGGGCUGUGGAUCCAAGAAACACUGCAUGGAGUAAUGAUGAUUCCAAGUUUGGCCAGAGGAUGCUAGAGAAGAUGGGGUGGUCUAAAGGAAAGGGUUUGGGGGCUCAGGAGCAAGGAGCCACAGAACAUAUUAAAGUUCAAGUUAAAAAUAACCACCUUGGACUUGGAGCUUCAAACAAUAAUGAAGACAACUGGAUUGCUCAUCAGGAUGACUUUAAUCAGCUUCUCGCAGCACUAAACACUUGCCAUGGUCAGGAAAAAACAGACUCCUCGGACAACAAGGAAAAGAAAUCUUUUAGCCUUGAGGAAAAAUCUAGAAUCUCCAAAAACCGGGUUCAUUAUAUGAAAUUCACAAAAGGGAAGGAUCUGUCAUCUCGGAGCAAAACAGACUUAGACUGCAUUUUUGGAAAAAGGGGGAGCAAGAAGGCAGCCCAGGAUGACUGUAGUCCCUCUGCUGUGAAUGAGCCUGAGACCUCCACGACCACAACCAGUGCCUUCACCAUCCAGGAAUACUUUGCCAAGCGGAUGGCUCAGCUAAAGAGCAAACCACAGGCCCCAGCAGCAGGGCCUGACCUUUCAGAGACCCUGGUGGAGUGGGAAAAGGGAAAGAAAAAAACCAAAGAGGCAGCAGGUAUAGAUAUGGAGAACUGCCCCCAAUCCAAGGCCAAGCAGCCUAAAAAGAAAAAGCAGGAGGAAGUGGAGAACCAGGGACCUGCAGCCAAGAAGAGAGACCGAGCUGAGCAGCAGCCCCAAGGCCCCAGUGAAAACCAGUGUUCUGAUGCUUCUGCUGAGACUGAGCGGGAUUACGCACCCGACAGUCAGGAUGGUGCCCUGAAGCCCAAGAAGAAGGAGGCAAAGAAAAAGCUGCAGAAGCCAGGAGAGGUAGCAGCAGACACCGCUCUAGACGGAGCACCUGUGAAGACGAAGAAGACGAAGAAGAAGAAAGCCUCCAGGUGAAUUCCUGCCAGCUGGGUCCAACCACUCAGCUGUCAGGGUGCCGCGGGGCAAAUGCUCUGACCUAAAGUCAGCAGAGGGAGCCCCACGCAGCUAGGGCUCAUCUUUUGCCGCGUCUCACCUGCUCGUCACAUUUUCCCCAAGUCCCCUUCCCCAGAGAACUGAUUUGAAUAGUCCAGAUCAUGCUUUUAUAAACAAAUUCUCUUUUAAACUCCAAACUGUUCACAUGAGCGUU